GGACGAGAAAGAACGAUUAUUGGUUAACAAAUUUACCUAAUCGCAAACUCAAAUGUCUGCAACAUCAAACAAGCAAUUUAAGUCAAGGCACUAGGACCGGAAGUUCUUUUCCCUCAGUUGAAGAAAUUAAAGAGUGGGCACCUGCACAAAUUGCUAGUUUCUUAGAGUCUAGAAAUUUAUAUCUUACGAAUAGUGAUAUCGAAAUUAUCAAGAAAAAUAGUAUCGCCGGUGAAGACUUUCUUCUCUUGAAAGAAAAUAAUCUCUAUCGAAUUGGAUUACCUAUUGGUCCAUCCAGAAGAAUAAUACAGUUAAUUAAGAAAAUUUUGAAUACUAAUCUUGUACAUGUAUUUAUUGAUAAUUCGAAUAUCUUGAUUGAAGGAAAGUACACCGUUGGAAACCUCGAGCGUUCAAUGCAGACGCAAACUAGGUGGUGCGCCAUUUUUGGUCGGUCCCGACCGCCUCCUAAUGAUUCAUUAUGGGCCCGCAUUAGGGAUCAAGACUUUGAGGUGAAUAUAUUUGAUCGAGACAUCAGAAGCCACCGUGAAAAGAAAGGCGAUACAGAACUUGUAAUAUCAGCAACAGAAACAAUUAUGUUCAAUGAUCCUGGUGUUUUAGUUCUGAUUGCCGGUGAUAGAGAUUAUAGACCUCUAGUAAAACAAGCACUGAAACACAAUUGGACUGUGGAGACAUGGUUUUGGAAUUCAGGAGUUUCUAGUCUCCUUAAGUCAGAUACGAAUUUUCAAUCUUUGGAUAAUUGUUAUCGUUCCUUCUCAUAUGGAUUAGGUCCUGAUCUCACUGAGAAAAACAAAGUUCUUGAGGUUACUGAUGGUAAUGUCAUUCAAAGUUUGAAAAAUGAAGAU
Molecule: messenger RNA, 860 nt
Organism: Racocetra persica
Lineage: Eukaryota; Fungi; Glomeromycota; Glomeromycetes; Diversisporales; Gigasporaceae
Source: the annotation of a GenBank genome assembly